This is a messenger RNA of Oncorhynchus kisutch (coho salmon), 6834 nucleotides long. Its product is annotated as nck-associated protein 1. Lineage: Eukaryota; Metazoa; Chordata; Actinopteri; Salmoniformes; Salmonidae. The transcript is spliced from 32 exons. Bases 231 to 3632 code for a protein of 1133 amino acids. Gene Ontology annotation, cellular component: SCAR complex. Gene Ontology annotation, biological process: neuron projection morphogenesis; cortical actin cytoskeleton organization; cell morphogenesis. The record is from RefSeq and is a predicted model, not a curated record.
UCGUGUUGCAGGGAGCAGCCUCGUUCUGAGCGGGGGCAACACCUAGGUAGCGAGAAAGGAAAAACAGGGAGACCGUGGGGUGGGUUUGUUAGCCUUGAUGUUUUCCUUAAAUGGACGAAUUGUAACACUAUAACACGAUUUUUAUUAUAGCAAGUAUUUAUUCUAUACCAACACUGUACUGCGAAGAUACAGGACACAUUUUGGUUUGAGAAACACCUUGAACAAGUAAAAUGUCACGGGGGGCAUUGCAGCCGAGCCAGCAAAAGCUGGCAGAGAAAUUUACCAUCCUUAACGACAGGGGAAUCGGGAUGCUCACCCGGAUCUAUAACAUCAAAAAGCAAGGACAAGUUUGGAAGGCAUGCGGCGACCCCAAAGCAAAGCCGUCAUACCUGGUGGACAAAAACUUGGAGUCGGUGGUUAAGUUUAUCGUACGAAAAUUCCCUGCAAUAGAGACGCGAAACAAUAAUCAACAGCUUACACAGCUUCAAAAAGAAAAGUCUGAAAUACUAAAGAAUCUAUCUUUAUAUUACUUCACAUUUGUGGAUGUCAUGGAAUUCAAGGACAAUGUUUCUGAAUUGCUGAACACUAUUGACGCUUGCCAGGUUUUCUUUGAUGUUACGGUUAACUUUGAUCUCACCAAGAACUACCUUGACUUGGUUGUCACCUACACUACACUAAUGAUGCUACUGUCCCGUAUUGAAGAGCGGAAAGCAAUCAUUGGACUCUACAACUACGCCCAUGAAAUGACACACGGGGCCAGUGACAGGGAAUACCCAAGGCUGGGCCAAAUGAUCGUGGACUAUGAGAAUCCUCUGAAAAAGAUGAUGGAAGAGUUUGUCCCUCAUGGGAAGUCUUUGUCAGACGCACUCAUCUCGCUGCAGAUGGUCUACCCCAGGAGGAACCUGUCCGCUGACCAGUGGAGGAACGCCCAGCUUCUGAGCCUGAUUAGCGCCCCCAGUACCAUGCUCAACCCGGCCCAGUCAGACACAAUGCCCUGUGAAUACCUCUCCUUAGACUGUAUGGAGAAAUGGAUUGUGUUCGGGUUCGUCCUGUGCCACGCGGUGCUGAAUACUGACCCAGCAGCGCUGAGCCUGUGGAAGCUGGCCCUCCAGAGCAGCACCUGCCUCUGUCUCUUCAGGGAUGAGGUCUUUCACAUCCACAAGGCCUGUGAGGACCUGUUCGUCAACAUCCGUGGCUACAAUAAACGUCUAAAUGACAUCAAAGAAUGCAAAGAACAAGCACUAUCGCAAGCUGGGACCAUGCAUAGAGAAAGGCGCAAGUUUCUUAGGUCUGCCCUGAAAGAGUUGGCCACAGUUCUGUCUGACCAGCCUGGACUGCUGGGCCCAAAGGCUCUGUUUGUGUUCAUGGCUCUCUCUUUCGCCCGGGAUGAGAUCAUCUGGCUCCUCCGCCAUGCAGACAACAUACAGAAAAAAAGCACAGAUGACUUCAUUGACAAGCAUGUUGCAGAGCUCAUCUUCUACAUGGAGGAGCUCCGGGCACACAUCAGGAAGUACGGUCCCGUAAUGCAACGGUACUAUGUGCAGUACUUGUCCGGCUUUGACGCUGUGAUUCUCAAUGAGCUUGUGCAGAACCUCUCCGUCUGCCCUGAGGAUGAGUCCAUCAUCAUGUCCUCCUUUGUGAACACCAUGACCUCCCUCAGCGUGAAGCAAGUGGAGGACGGAGACAUGUUUGAUUUCCGGGGCAUGAGGCUUGACUGGUUCCGUCUGCAGGCCUACACUAGUGUGUCAAAAGCCUCUCUGGGCAUCGCUGACCACCGUGAACUGGGCAAGAUGAUGAACACCAUCAUAUUCCACACCAAGAUGGUGGACUCACUGGUGGAGAUGUUAGUGGAAACCUCAGACAUCUCCAUCUUCUGCUUCUACAGCCGAGCAUUUGAGAAGAUGUUUCAGCAGUGUUUGGAACUGCCCUCACAGUCGCGCCACUCCAUCUCAUUCCCCCUGCUGUGCACACACUUCAUGAGCUGUACCCAUGAGCUCUGUCCCGAAGAGCAUCACAUUGGCGAUCGCAGUCUGUCGCUCUGCAACAUGUUCCUGGACGAGAUGGCCAAGCAGGCGCGCAACCUCAUCACCGACAUCUGCACAGAGCAGUGCACGCUCAGUGACCAGCUGCUUCCUAAACACUGUGCGAAAACCAUCAGUCAGGCAGUGAACAAGAAGUCCAAAAAGCUGACUGGGAAGAAAGGCGAGCCGGAGCGAGAGAAGCCGGGUGUUGAGAGCAUGAGGAAGAACAGGCUCCUGGUCACCAACCUGGACAAGCUGCACACGGCGCUGUCAGAGCUGUGCUUCUCCAUUAACUACGUGCCCAACAUGGUGGUGUGGGAACACACCUUUACCCCCCGCGAAUACCUCACCUCCCACCUGGAGAUCCGCUUCACCAAGUCCAUCGUGGGGAUGACCAUGUACAACCAGGCCACGCAAGAGAUCGCCAAGCCCUCCGAGCUGCUCACCAGCGUGCGUUCCUACAUGACGGUGCUGCAGUCCAUCGAGAACUAUGUGCAGAUUGACAUCACGCGGGUGUUCAACAACGUGCUGCUGCAGCAGACCCAGCACCUGGACAGCCAUGGGGAGCCCACCAUCACCAGCCUCUACACCAACUGGUAUCUGGAGACCUUGCUCCGGCAGGUAAGUAACGGCCACAUUGCCUACUUCCCUGCCAUGAAGGCCUUUGUCAACCUGCCUACGGAGAACGAGCUCACCUUUAAUGCUGAGGAGUACUCCGAUAUAUCCGAGAUGAGGUCACUCUCAGAGCUGCUGGGACCCUAUGGCAUGAAGUUCCUCAGCGAGAGCCUCAUGUGGCACAUAUCCUCCCAGGUGGCAGAACUCAAGAAACUGGUGGUGGACAACGUGGAAGUUCUGAACCAGAUGAGGACCAGCUUUGAUAAGCCAGAGCAGAUGGCUGCCCUCUUUAAAAAGCUCUCAUCUGUUGACAGCGUCCUGAAAAGGAUGACCAUUAUUGGAGUCAUCUUGUCAUUCCGAUCACUGGCCCAGGAAGCACUCCGCGACGUGCUGUCCUUCCACAUUCCUUUCCUGGUGAGCUCCGUCGAGGAUUUCAAGGACCACAUUCCCAGAGAGACUGACAUGAAGGUGGCCAUGAAUGUGUAUGAGCUGUCGUCUGCAGCAGGCCUGCCCUGUGAGAUAGACCCAGCCUUAGUGGUGGCCCUUUCUUCACAGAAAUCAGAAAACAUAAGCCCAGAGGAGGAGUAUAAGAUCGCCUGUCUGCUCAUGGUCUUCGUUGCCGUUUCCAUGCCAACUCUGGCCAGCAACGUCAUGUCUCAAUAUAGCCCUGCAAUCGAAGGACACUGCAACAAUAUUCACUGUCUGGCGAAAGCUGUCAACCAGAUAGCUGCUGCCUUGUUCACCAUUCACAAGGGAAGCAUUGAAGAUCGUCUCAAAGAAUUUCUGGCUCUGGCAUCUUCCAGCUUGCUGAAGAUUGGCCAGGAGACAGACAAAAUGACGACACGAAACAGGGAGUCUGUGUACCUGCUGCUGGACAUGAUUGUACAAGAGUCUCCAUUCCUCACCAUGGACCUCCUGGAGUCAUGCUUCCCCUACGUGCUACUGAGAAACGCUUACCACGCCGUCUACAAGCAGAGCAUCAGCUCAUCUGCAUAAGUCUCCUCUUCAGAACAUAAGUCCCUCACAUGGGACAUCAAGUGGACCACAGGAGCCUUGCUAACAUAAACUGCCGUGUGCUCAUUUCACUUAGUCUUAAAACUACACUAUGAAAUUGUGGGAUACAUUUUUUUCUCCUCGUGAAAUUGCAUUAAUGACCUGUCGUUUCCUAAAAGAGUCAUAUAGUAGUAACCUAUGAGUUUUGCUUGAUAAAAAAAAGAAAAAAGAUUUACACUACUAAAUUCAAUUUUUUUAUGAAAAGCAUCAGUUUUUCAAUAUGAGAAAAAUGUGUAAUGGAAAAAUAACAAUCUCUGAUGUUUGGGGGCUGAAUUUUAAAUAUCUUUAUUAUUAAUAAUGCAAACAUGUUGCCUGUUUAUUGACCGGAGCUUUAAUGAUUUUAUUUAGGUGAUUGUUCUAGAUUUUUAUGGGUUAUUCUGUGUGUUUUUUUACAGUUUGGUUUUUAUAUUUGCCAAAUUAUUGACACAAAUGCGUCUGAUUUGGUUUGAUACUCAACAUUGUUGCCAGUAGCUAUAUAAUAAGAUGAACAGAUGGUGUUUGUACAAAGCAUAGUAUAAUUUUUUUACUAACUCAUGAUGCCUCAGUGUCAUUAACUCACCAUUGUACCUGCCCAUAUGGUAUAAAAUUUCUUGCAUAUUUAUGGAAUGUUUAUAAAUUGUUCUACCUUAACCACUUUUAUGUUUUACAUUUUUGAAAAUUACACUAACUUCCAUAACAUAAACAAACAAUAGGUUAUAUCAAACUGCUCUGUUAGCCCAAAUAUAGCAUCAUUCAGUUUUUUUUUUUUUUUACCUUUAUUUAACCAGGUAGGCUAGUUGAGAACAAGUUCUCAUUUGCAACUGCAACCUGGCCAAGAUAAAGCAUAGCAGUGUGAACAGACAACAGAGUUACACAUGGAGUAAACAAUUAACAAGUCAAUAACACAGUAGAGAAAAAAAAGGGGAGUCUAUAUACAUUGUGUGCAAAAGGCAUGAGGUAGGCGAAUAAUUACAAUUUUGCAGAUUAACACUGGAGUGAUAAAUGAUCAGAUGGUCAUGUACAGGUAGAGAUAUUGGUGUGCAAAAGAGCAGAAAAGUAAAUAAAUAAAAACAGUAUGGGGAUGAGGUAGGUAAAAAUGGGUGGGCUAUUUACCGAUAGACUAUGUACAGAUGCAGCGAUCGGUUAGCUGCUCAGAUAGCAGAUGUUUGACGGACCAUUGUAACAGUGAGUUCCAUCCCAACUGUGACACAAAGUCUCAACCUUUUGUGCACAUCGCUCACCACUCAACUUCAACUGUGCAAACUGACUCCAUGAGCAACAGUUGUCUUUCAUUUAGUUUGACUAACUUCAAGUUGUCAGGGAGGGGGCUCAUCGAUGGCCACUCAGAUGCUUAUCUACCCAGCUAGUUUCACGUCUGACAGACCAGAGGGAUAUACUACAAAGCAGGAUCAAGCCAGCUAAAAUUGAUAAACAACCUGAAAUAACUAUUGAUUUUCUGGUUCAUAAGUGUUUCUGGUCGAUGAGUCAGUUAGACCAUGCCCAUGUUAUGCUUAUCUUCUUAAAAUAAUACAUAGCUAUUUCAGAAUAUUCUUGUAAGUUAGCUGGCUAAGUCAUUGAUCUUGCUUUGUAGGAUACCCCUCAGACAUGUACUAAGAAAGGGAAUAUUUGUAUGUCUUUUUGGAUCCCCAUUAGCUGAUGCCACUCUUCCUGGGGUCCAGCAAAAUGAAGGCCGUUAUACAUUUAAAAAAACAUUACAAUACAUUUUACAACAGAUUUCACAACAUCCUAAGUGUGUGCUCUCAUGCCGCUACUCUGUGUACGUGUGUGUAUAAAUGCGCAUGUUAUCGUGUGUAUGCAUGUGUCUGUGCCUAUGUUUGUGUUGCUUCACAGUCCCCGCUCUCUUGUAAGGUGUAUUUGUUUUUUAAGUCUAAUUUUACUACUUGCAUCAGUUACUUGAUGUGGAAUAGCAUUCCAUGUAGUCAUGGCUCUAUGUACGCCUCCCAUAGUCUGUUCUGGUCUCAGGGACUGUCAAGAGACCUAUUGUGGCAUGUCUUGUGGGGUAAGCAUGGGUGUCCGAGCUGUCUGCCAGUAGUUCAGACAGCUCGGUGCAUUCAACAUGUCAAUACUUCUCACAAAUACAAGUAGUGAUGAAGUCAAUCUCCUCCACUUUGAGCCAAGAGAGAUUGACAUGCAUAUUAUUAAUGUUAGCUAUCUCUGUACUUGAGGGCCAGCCGUGCUGCCUUGUUCUGAGAUAAUUGCAAUUUUCCUUUGUGGCACUUGACCACAGGACUGAACACUAGUCCAGGUGCGACAAAACUAGGGCCUGUAGGACCUGUCUUGUUUAUAGUGCUGUUAAGAAUGCGAAGCAGCACUUUAUUAUGGACAGACUUCUACCCAUCUUAGCUACUGUUGUAUGAAUAUGUUAUGACCAUGACAGUUUACAGUCCAGGGUUAUUCCAAGCAGUUCAGUCUCCUCAACUUGCUCAGUUACGACAUUAUUCAUUACAAAAUUUAGUUGAGGUUUAGUGAAUUAUUUGUCCCAAAUACAAUGCAUAUAGUUUUUUUUUAAACUCUUAAUCCUUGCGACCCAUUCUGAAACUAACUGCAGCUCUUUAAGUGUUGCAGUCAUUUCAGUCGCUGUAGUAGCUGACGUGUAUAGUGUUGAGUCACCCGCAUACAUAGAUACACUGACUUUACUCGGUCACUGGCAUGACGUUAGUAAAAAAUAAAUAAAAGCAAGGGACGUUAGUAAUGAUUGAAAGAAGUAAGGGGCUUAGACAGCUGCCCUGGGGAAUUCCUGGAUUUUAUUGGAGGGAACACCCACAUUAUAGCAGGGGGUGUAGAGCCAUAACACAAGUUUUUCUAUGAACUAUGGUCGAUAAUGUCAACCACACUGAAUAACAACACAGCCCCCCCAACAUUUUUAAUUAUCAAUUUCUCUGUCAUUUGUGUAAGUUUGUUGAAUGCCCUUCCCUAUGAAAGUCUGUUGUGAAUUUGUUUACUUUAAAAUAGCAUUGUGUCUGGUCAAAUGUUUUUCUAAAAGUUUGUAACAGGCUGAUUGGUUGGCUAUUUGAGACAGUAAAGGGGGCUUUACUAUCCUUAGGUAGGGGAAUAACUAUUGCCUCCCUCCAGGCCUGAGGGCACACACUUUCUAGUAUGCUUAAAUUAAAGAUAUGGCAAAUAAACUCAGAAAAAAAGAAACAUC